CCCUCAGUUCUUCCGGGAGGGAAGCAGACAGAUGCCUGCACACACUGUCUCCUAGACGUAGAAUGCUGUAAAGCAGAUCACAGCUCCGACUUGAUGCCAUGGCGGGUAUCGUGACUAAGGAAGGUGUUGUGCAAGUUGAAGGGCAGCAGUUGUUUUAUCGUCAGACUGCACCAGCUGAGCAGAACCCCAGAUUCUCUGUUCUCCUGCUCCAUGGUAUUCGCUUCUCCUCUGAGACUUGGUUGAAGCUUGGAACCCUCCAGGAACUGGCAGGGGCUGGGUACCGGGCGAUAGCUAUCGACUUACCAGGUUUGGGUAAUUCCAAAGAAGUGACAGCUCCUGCCAAAUUGGGGGAUCUAGCUCCUGACAGCUUCCUCCUGAGUGUGCUCAGGGGUUUGGAGCUGAACUCUGUUGUGAUAAUCAGCCCGUCGCUGAGUGGGAUGUAUUCUCUGCCUUUCCUGUUUGGGCACCGUGACAUGGUGAAGGGAUUCAUCCCUGUGGCCCCAAUCUGCACUGAGAAAUUUUCCCCUGAGCAGUACUCCAGUGUGCAGACCCCAACACUAAUUGUCUACGGUGAAAAGGACAAGCCGAUGGGAGAGACAUCGUUCAACCAUCUGAAGAACUUGGCUAACCACAAGGUGCAUGUUAUGAAGGAUGCACAGCAUGCCUGUUACCUCGAUAAUCCUGAGGAGUGGCAUCAAACAGUGCUAGAGUUCCUGAAGAAUCUAUCCUGAAUCUCCUCAGGCACGCACUCAGCAAACAAAAUCCAAAACUGACCAAUUAAUGAGGGGAUUAAUCAACUUCUAUUAAGUUAAUCACAUGUUAAUCUACAAAUCUGGAAAGAAAUCAGUGUUUAGUACCUUCUCCCCCUCCUUCGAUAGUAAUGUGAUUUUAUUCUAACAACUUUUUGAUGUCUUGAUGUGAUUUAACGGAUUAUGCAGUGUACAGGUGUCAGUGGUCACUCAUUCUCCAUAACUUCAACCUCAUGAUUUUGAGGAUACAAUCUGAUUCUGUGAGCACUUCUUAUCUGUUGGUCCUUUGCUGCCUUGGUGUCCUGGGUUGUCAUCAGUCAAGAGUGGAAGGUGGGUGAUAUCACUAGUAAUACCAUUCCAGAUCUGUCUGUUGUAAGAUUUUCAAUCAUCCGCUCAUACCAGCACAUAAGAAGUAAUAGCAGGGAAAGACUGUUCACCCCGUUCAGCGCAGCAUGCCCAUUCUUCAGUUUUAACUCUAUUUUCCCACCUGCUCCCUGUAUCCCUUAAUUCCCUUAGUAACUAAACAUCUGCCUAUCUCAGUCUUAAAUGGAUUGAAUCAUGGAGCAUUGACAACCCUUCCCCUCAUCUCAGUCCAAAAUGAUUGGCCAUUUCUCCUGGGACUGCUCCCCAUGUCCUGGGUUCCUGAAUCAAGGGAAACAACCUCUUGGUGUUAAUCCUGUCAAGUCCCUUCAAAACUUUGUAUGCUUCAAUGAGAUCAGCUCUCAUUCCAAACUCCAGAGAACAUAGGUCCAAUCUCCUCAGUCUCUCUCCCCAAGGACCGAUUCCUGAUGAAGGGCUUAUGCCCGAAACGUCGAAUUUCCUAUUCCUUGGAUGCUGCCUAACCUGCUGUGCUUUAACCAGCAACACAUUUUCAGCUCUGAUCUCCAGCAUCUGCAGACCUCAUUUUUUACCCAUAUAGUCUUCAACCCAAGUAUGUCCUUCCUCAAAUAUGGGGAUCCAGACUGCAAUCAGUGGUUUCAGCAAGGCUUUGUACAAUUUUAGCCAAACUUCUUUAUUCCUGUCCUCCACCCUACAGUUGUACAUAGAACAUAGAACAAUACAGCACAGAACAGGCCCUUCGGCCCACGAUGUUGUGCCGAACAUUUGUCCUAGCUUAAGCACCUAUCCAUGUACCUAUCCAAUUGCCGCUUAAAUGACUCUGACUCUGCCAAUCCCACAGGCAGCGCAUUCCAUGUCCCCACCACUCUCUGGGUAAAGAACCUACCCCUGACAUCCCCCCUAUAUCUUCCACCCUUCACCUUAAAUUUAUGUCCCCUUGUAACACUCUGUUGUACCCGGGGAAAAAGUCUCUGACUGGCUACUCUAUCUAUUCCCCUGAUCAUCUUAUAAACCUCUAUCAAGUCACCCCUCAUCCUUCGCCGUUCCAAUGAGAAAAGGCCUAGCACUCUCAACCUAUCCUCGUACGACUUAUUCUCCAUUCCAGGCAACAUCCUGGUAAAUCUCCUCUGCACCCUCUCCAAAGCUUCCACAUCUUUCCUAAAUUUAGCCAAAACAGAACCAGAGAGCAUCAUGGAAGGUAGUUUUCAUGUCCCUGCAGCCUGUGCAAUUGAAAUCCAACUUCAGAUUUUAUAGCUGCUGGCAUUAGCGUAACCUCCAUCUACAGAUGUUGAUCCAUAACAUGGGAUGUUCGGAACAUGUGCCACAGGCGAUCGUUCCAGUUACUCUCAAUAUCUUCAAAUAUCCUGUCUGUGGAACCUGGCGUUCUCUGAUCUAUGGCUGGUCAUCUCAAACCUCAGAUCCCAAGCAGCAUGCAGAGGGACCCUUGGUAGGUUGGGCUUCCUGGAGCUCCAGUCCCUUGUCAACCCUUCCCUCUGUUAGUCCCCUCCUCAGGCUCACAUGUGGUGCCAUCCAUCUCAUCCACCUCAUUAGCUGCAUUCUGAGUAUGAAGGGCUGAUCUACUUUUGGUGUUAAGGUGAUGAAAGGAUUCAAUAGGUUGAGUUUUGGAGAAUUUGGAGUGUUUCCUCUGGUGCCCAAGGCCAGAACAAGAGGGGAUAUCCUUCGAAUUAGAAGCAGGACAUUCAGUGUAACACCAGAAAGUGCUGAUGUGCUCAGAAAGGGUCAAGGGAACACCCUUCCUCAAAAACCUGUUGAGACGCAGUGCAUGUGAUCCGAUAACUCUCUUUUCAGAAACCUUUCAACUUCAGCAGCAGCUGAUUGUUUUAGAACUCAGUCUGCAGGUUACAAACAGGCGGGGCUCAAAGCAACAUCGACUUUUCACAACAGAAACGGAACAGUUAAAGAGCUUUCUCAGCUCAGAGUCCACAUACUGAUUUUCCUGAUAAUAUUGAAAAGUUAAUAGAAUGCAUAGCAUAGCAUUUGGCUUAAUGUGCCUGGGAUUGGUGGCCAACUGUUCAAUUUGGAGUUAACUGGUCUUCUGGGGAGGUUCAGUUCAAGGCCCUGUCCGACUGCAAUCAGUGGACCGUAGAAUUGGGCAGAGUGUACAACAGCUAGGUCAAAUGGGGUUCUUGUGGCACAGUGGUAAUGCUCCUACCUCUGCACUAGGAGGUUUGUGUUCAAGCCUCAACUGCUCCUAUCUGAGCAGGAAACAUAUCUACAACAGCCAGUUCAUCCUCUAGCAGCCAUUUGAGACUCUCUGGCAACUGGAAUUCAUUACUGGCAACACUGCAUUGCAUUUUUUAAGUUAGGGAAAACAAUGUGCUCGAGAUGUGGGUUGUAGGUUUGCAAAAUUAGUUAUUGCCCAUCUAAACGCUGGAGCGUGUGUUUGUGAACGGCACCAUGUGCUCAAAACGUUAUUCAACACUUCCACCAGCAGGAAAACACCCAAGUGGCUAGUGAACCAGUAUCAAGCAAAGCCCAAUAAGGGCCAUGCUUGCAUGAAUAAAGUGAAUUGAGUUUUCUAAAGGGCUUCAUUGGCUUUCCAGCAUUGAUUACCAACAAUGUAAGGAUGUUCAUCAAGAAGUUCAGAUUCUUUCAAGGAAUUCUUGCAUCUGCUGCCAACUAACAAAUGACCUGAUUGGAAAUUCAAAGUCAUACCUGGUCACAGUGGAACACUCAAUCUCUACAUCAUUACACUACAGUAUUGUGUUCCUGUUCUCACCAAUAAUAGUCAACACAGUCAUUUUAUUCAUCGUUUUUAUGUCUUAAGAAAAACAAAAAUGUAGCUCUAAAUAUGGCCAGCCUUAUAAUAUAAAUCACAUAUUAUAGCAGCACUAUACUGCUAUAAUACUGCGACAUUCCCUGGCCUUGGUGAAUUUCUAGAGGUUUUGAUACUUUUAUCUGUACCUAUUUUCAUUACACAGCAUUGUAACCAUGUUGUCAACUAACUUAAUAAUGUAAUUCAGAACCAACAAAUAGCAGAUUUUGAUCAUUCUUUGCAGAGAAUAU
Messenger RNA from Hemiscyllium ocellatum (epaulette shark), 4115 nucleotides. It is a transcript of the gene abhd14b, whose product is annotated as abhydrolase domain containing 14B. NCBI's taxonomy places the organism in Eukaryota, Metazoa, Chordata, Chondrichthyes, Orectolobiformes, Hemiscylliidae. The record is from RefSeq and is a predicted model, not a curated record. The transcript has 4 exons. Gene Ontology annotation, cellular component: cytoplasm. Bases 99 to 731 code for a protein of 210 amino acids.